Camellia sinensis is the source of this 1293-nucleotide messenger RNA. Lineage: Eukaryota; Viridiplantae; Streptophyta; Magnoliopsida; Ericales; Theaceae. The record is from RefSeq and is a predicted model, not a curated record.
AUGAUACAAUUAUCGAAUCGACAUAAUAUCGGGACGGAUGAGUUUAGAAUGUAUACGUUCAAGGUUAAGCCUUGCUCGAGGGCUUACUCGCAUGACUGGACAGAAUGUCCGUUUGUCCACCCUGGGGAAAACGCUAGGCGACGUGAUCCACGGAAAUAUCAUUAUAGCUGCGUGCCAUGUCCCGAGUUCCGAAAGGGGACGUGCAGGCAGGGGGAUGCUUGUGAAUACGCACAUGGAAUUUUUGAGUGCUGGCUUCACCCUGCGCAGUAUCGAACCCGUCUCUGCAAAGAUGAGACGGGUUGCUCCAGAAGGGUGUGCUUCUUUGCUCACAAACCUGAAGAGCUUCGCCCCUUGUAUGCCUCAACCGGGUCAGCAGUGCCUUCUCCUAGAUCAUUCUCAAACGGUGCUCCUUCGUUGGAUAUGACAUCAAUGAGCAUGCUUGGUCAUGGUUCUCCUCUUUUGAUGCCGCCCACUUCAACACCACCUAUGACUCCUUCAGGAGCUUCUUCUCCUAUGGGUGGGUCGAUGUCUAUGUGGCAGAACCAGCACAACAUCGUGCCUCCCACACUGCAGCUUCCUGGUAGCCGGUUGAAGUCUUCAUGGAGUGCUAGAGACAUGGAUUUAGAUGCUGAAUUACUUGGGCUUGAAAGUCAUCGUCGCAGGCAGCAGCAACAGUUGAUGGAUGAGAUGUCAAGUCUCUCCUCCCCAACCAGUUGGAAUUGUAACUUGGCUACUGCUGCAGCUUUUGCAGCUUCGUCUUUUGAUCGAAGUGGGGAUUUCAAUAGGCUCGGAGGUGUGAAACCUACUAACCUUGAUGAUGUUUUCGGAUCUAUUGAUCCUGCAAUUUUGCCUCAGUUCCAGGGACUUUCUCUAGAUGCCUCCGCAUCCCAAGCGCAGUCUCCAACUGGAAUGCAGAUGCGCCAGAACAUGAACCAGCAGCUCCGCUCGACCUAUCCUACAAGCCUUUCAUCCUCACCAGCCCGUGCAUCGUCAUCAAUGGGGAUUGACCCAUCUGGGGCUUCAGCAGCUGCAGCGGUUCUGAGUUCAAGGGCAGCUGCCUUUGCAAAGCGGAGCCAGAGCUUCAUCGAUAGGAGCACUGUGAACCAUCUCUCUGGGCUUCCUUUGCCUGCUUCUUCUGCAAAUGUAAUGCCUUCUAACCUUUCGGAUUGGGGAUCUCCAGAUGGGAAAUUGGAUUGGGGCAUUCAGAAAGAUGAGCUGAACAAAUUGAGGAAGUCUGCUUCUUUUGGCUACCGAAGCAACAGUAGCAAGUCUUUGGUGAACGAUGCCCCCUAG